CCUCGCCCACCUCUGACGUACCGGGUCCCGCCCCCGAUACUUCCGGACAUGUGUUCCGCUUGUCAUGUCCGACCACAACCAAAACAAUAACAGGGAUGCGUAUAUUUCUUAUCUAGUAAGAUUAAAUUAUCAUCAUUAGUUUGAAAUCCGAAUCUUUGAACUAUGUUUGAGCAUUAACAGGGCCGUUUUAAUGUACCAGAACAUCUGUAGGAUAUUUGCCUGUGAGCUGGCGCUGCUCGUCAAAGCGCAGUGCCCCUGGAUCAAAGCAACAGUUACCUGAGUAGCUUUGGACAAACUCUGAUCACAAACGCAUGUUUUGCGGAAGAAGGACUUUGGUUAACCUUUGAGAGCCGCCAUGGGGUCUGUUCGUUGGGCUUUUCGGUAUGGUUCCUGGACACCGACCCGGUCCGAGUGGCUUUAUGCGGCGCGUUGUAUCCAGCGAGAGGAGAAGGAGAGAAUUGGAAAGUUCGUUUUUGCCAGAGAUGCCAAGUCAGCAAUGGUUGGUCGGCUGCUCCUGAGGAAGUUUGUGUGUGAGAGGAUUGCAGUUCCCUGGUCAGAGAUCCAGUUGGCACGCUCACCCAGAGGGAAGCCGUACCUGGUGCUGCCAGAGGCCACCACCACCCACACACCUCCGUUAAGCAGAGAAGCCCAGAGGUGGAGUUUCAACAUCUCCCACCAGGGGGAGUAUGCGGUGCUGGCUGCAGAGCAGGGCCUGCAGGUCGGGGUGGACGUUAUGAAAACCACCAUGCCAGGUAGCAGCUCUGUAUCCGAGUUUUUCCGCAUCAUGACUCGUCAGUUUACGGAGUACGAGUGGAGCGUCAUCCAAUCAUCUGGCUCAGAACGCCAGCAACUCGCCGCCUUCUACCGCCACUGGCUGACGAGGGGAGGUAACCCUGAGGCUCUUCUCCAUGCCCAGGCGCUGAAGGAGAGCUUCAUCAAGGCCAUUGGCACGGGGCUGGGCUUCAACCUCCAGAGGGCGGAGUUUCACCUCUCCCCUCAGCCAGUCACAGAGGAGCAGGGGCAGCACCGGACCAUGAUGCAUCUGGACGAGGAGGAGGAGGACAGCUGGAGGUUUGAGGAAAGCUCGUUGGAUGCGGACCACCAUGUUGCCGUGGCGCUAGGACUCCACAGCCCUCCUCCUGCUGGGCAGCCCAGAUGCCCGUCGCCCCCUCCCCCCACCGCCUUCACCCACCUGACGUUCGGUGACCUCAUCGCUCAGGCCACGCCCCUUAGCGAGGAAGACCCCGCCUACUGGGACGGCUUCCAGAGCAAGGGCGAGGCCCCCCAGAGACAGAGCAGCAGGGCCCCGUCAGAGUGAACGCCGCACCUUCCAGCGCGGCGGCGGCGGCGGCAGAGCCACGCCACAGCGGGCCAAACGCACCCGGAGCGCCUCACAAUGUCCGGGAGACGCAGGGAGGAAGACCGAAUGGACACGGGUCCACACGCAUGCGUCAUCCUGCCACGGGCUGGAGCUCUGAUGUACCCAGGCACACGCGUCUUACCGUGACCUGCUGGGCUGUGGGUCGCUCCGGAGGGAACGACGCACAUUGGAGAACGUUAGUGCUGGAAAAACGCACGGUUAAUGUGUUUCAAUGUGCUCCGUGAGUAAUACUCUCACUGUGUGCACUGUUUGAUUGUGGUUGAGUGAUAUGUUGUUUGACUAAUUGGGUUGUAUUUUUACGAUCACAUUUCGCCUUGAACCCCCAGCUACAUGGGAACAGAUAAAGAAAUGUAAAUGAA
This is a messenger RNA of Gadus macrocephalus (Pacific cod), 1740 nucleotides long. RefSeq names its product aminoadipate-semialdehyde dehydrogenase-phosphopantetheinyl transferase (gene aasdhppt). NCBI's taxonomy places the organism in Eukaryota, Metazoa, Chordata, Actinopteri, Gadiformes, Gadidae. Gene Ontology annotation, cellular component: cytosol. The record is from RefSeq and is a predicted model, not a curated record. Gene Ontology annotation, molecular function: magnesium ion binding; holo-[acyl-carrier-protein] synthase activity. Bases 356 to 1318 code for a protein of 320 amino acids. The transcript is spliced from 8 exons.